UAGUUGCGGAACGUCGCAGGUUGGGCUGCCGGGUAGGAAGCGGAAGGGAGGAACGGACUCUGCCCAUCGGAGGCAACAGGGACCCACGUGACCGAGAGUCUUCUCGCCCUCCCUUCAGUCCAGGUUGUCAUUUGGGCAGAGACUGCUGGAGACCUGUGCUGCCGACACAGAAAUGGCUUCCUUGGGCACCAGCAGCCAGACGGUGACGGAAUAUGUGGUCCGGGUACCCAAAAACACCUCCAAGAAGUAUAAUAUUAUGGCCUUCAAUGCUGCUGACAAAGUCAACUUUUCCACCUGGCACCAGGCCAAGAUGGAGCGAGAUCUAAGCAAUAAGAAGAUCUAUCAAGAGGAAGAGAUGCCAGAGUCGGGAGCAGGCAGCGAGUUCAACCGCAAGCUGCGUGAGGAGGCGCGUCGCAAAAAAUACGGCAUCAUCCUGAAAGAGUUCAAGCCGGAAGACCAGCCCUGGAUUUUGAAAGUCAACGGCAAAGCCGGCCGCAAGUUCAAAGGGGUGAAGAAAGGUGGAGUGACGGAAAACACCUCCUACUACAUCUUCACCCAGUGUGCCGACGGUGCUUUCGAAGCCUUCCCGGUCAACAACUGGUACAACUUCACACCCAUUGCCAAGCACCGCACGCUGACCGCGGAGGAAGCGGAGGAGGAAUGGGAACGACGGAACAAGGUCCUGAACCACUUCAGCAUCAUGCAGCAGCGGCGGCUGAAGGACCAAGGCGAGGAGGAGGAAGAGGAGAAGGAGAAGAAGAGCAAGAAGAAAGGCAGCGAGCUCCGGAUCCACGACCUGGAAGACGACCUUGAGAUGAGCUCGGACGAAAGCGAGCUGAGCGACGCCGAGGGUGAGAAGCCAGCCAAGCCCAAGAAAACGGCCCCACAGAACAAGAAGAAGAAAAAGAAGAAGGACUCAGAUGACGAAGCCUUUGAAGACAGCGACGAUGGGGAUUUUGAAGGCCAGGAAGUGGACUACAUGUCAGACGGGUCUAGCAGCUCCGUGGAGGACGUGAGCAGCAAACCAAAAGUGGCCAAAGAGGAAGACGUGCCAAAAGGUAUAGACGAAGCAAGUGAGAGUAGCGAGGAGAGCGAGGAAGAGAAACCCAUCGAGGAAAAGGAAGAGGAGGAGGAGGAGAAGAAGGUCCCCACUCCGCAGGAUAAGAAGAAAAAGAAAGACUCAAGCGAUGAGUCAGAGACGUCAGAAGACAGCGAUAUCGAGACCGAGGCGUCUUCUGCACUGUUCAUGAUGAAAAAGAAGACUCCUCCAAAGAGGGAACGGAAGGGCUCCGCCAGCAGUUCCCAGGGCAACAGCCGGCCCGGGACGCCCUCCGUGGACAUUGGUAGCACUUCCUCAACCCUGCGGGCAGCAGCCACCAAACUGGAACAAGGCCGGCGGCAAGCAGGAUCCAGCGAGCUCCCUGCAGCCAAGAGGCUGAAGCUGGAUGCUGGGUCCCAGGCUGCCACCACCUCUGGGAAAUCGACCCCCCAGCCUUGGUCCCGGAAGUCAGCCCAGCUUAGCGGGGAUGUGCAGUUGACCGAGGAAGCCGUGCGCCGUUACUUGACCCGGAAGCCCAUGACUACCAAGGACCUGCUGAAGAAGUUCCAGACCAAGAAGACCGGGCUGAGCAGCGAGCAGACCGUCAACGUACUGGCCCAGAUCCUCAAGCGCCUCAACCCCGACCGCAAGAACAUCAACGACAAGAUGCACUUCUUCCUGAAGGAAUGAGGAGGGCGGGCAGAGACGGACUAGUCUUCCACCGCAGUGGGCCCCUCACACCAAAGCAGCAACUGUUGGGGCGGGGGGGGGGGGGCUCUGAACUCAGACUGUGGGGCCUUUCUUUCACCAUUUUGGGACAUGGAGGUCUCCUUAAGAGCAAGAGCCCUGGUUCUUCCUUGAGAUCCAAGUGCCAGGAGGCAGUUGUAGAUAGGCACUGCCUGUUCAGGAGCGUUGACGUCACGAUCGCUUUUGAGCAGUCGGUGUUUCCCCCCCUCUGUAUGGAGAGAUUCCUGAAUGAAAUGCUGCCUUUGUGCAAAAAAAAAAAGUAAUAAACGGGCUUUUCACACUUG
This is a messenger RNA of Sphaerodactylus townsendi, 2070 nucleotides long. It is a transcript of the gene GTF2F1, whose product is annotated as general transcription factor IIF subunit 1. The record is from RefSeq and is a predicted model, not a curated record. Gene Ontology annotation, cellular component: transcription factor TFIIF complex; nucleus. Lineage: Eukaryota; Metazoa; Chordata; Lepidosauria; Squamata; Sphaerodactylidae. The coding region runs from base 173 to 1729 and encodes 518 amino acids. Gene Ontology annotation, biological process: positive regulation of transcription elongation by RNA polymerase II; transcription initiation at RNA polymerase II promoter. Gene Ontology annotation, molecular function: RNA polymerase II general transcription initiation factor activity; DNA binding; TFIIF-class transcription factor complex binding. The transcript has 14 exons.